AGGUUGUUUGUGGAAGGAGACCAAUAGAGCCACGACGAGAAUCAAGCGAUCAAGAUCUGGUUUUAGUCGAUUGGGUGUUUUCGUGCUGGAGCAGAGGUGAGAUUCUUCAAGUAAUUGAUCCAAAUUUGGGCAGUGAUUACAUUGCAGAUGAAGUGAAGUUGGUAUUGAAGCUUGGCUUGUUGUGCUCUCAAUCAGAGCCUGUAGCUAGGCCGAGUAUGAGGCAAGUUCUACCGUAUUUGGAGGGCUCCAUUCUUCUGCCUGACUUAUCAUCACUUGGUAUUUCGGCCACUGGCCUAACGUCUGCAAAUCGCCAGGGCUUUGAUGAUUUUUCCAUGUCGUAUUCGUCUUCUAUGGAGUUUGCAUGUCCACAUUCACCAUCUGUUGCAGAAUCCCUUCUCUUUGGAAGCCGAUGA
Ilex paraguariensis (yerba mate) is the source of this 413-nucleotide messenger RNA. Lineage: Eukaryota; Viridiplantae; Streptophyta; Magnoliopsida; Aquifoliales; Aquifoliaceae. The record is from the annotation of a GenBank genome assembly.